Molecule: messenger RNA, 1264 nt
Organism: Cladophialophora immunda
Lineage: Eukaryota; Fungi; Ascomycota; Eurotiomycetes; Chaetothyriales; Herpotrichiellaceae
Exons: 1
Coding region: 92-1264 (390 amino acids)
Molecular function (GO): hydrolase activity, acting on ester bonds
Source: RefSeq, a predicted model, not a curated record
CUCUUCUGGUGUCACUAUUUCUCUCUGCCUCUUUGGUAAACUCUUUCAUGUCGUUGACCUUCCAGCCACCUAUUCAGAGCGUUUAUACGAGAUGGACGAGAGCAAGGAUACGAACGAAGCCCUCUGGCAAAUCGGUGUCUUCGACGCCCAUUGCCAUCCCACUGAUAUCAUGGCCUCAAUCAAGGACAUUGCAAACAUGAAAGCGAGAGUUCUCACUGUCAUGGCCACGAGAUUACAAGACCAGGAGAUGGUCCGAGACACUGCAAGGAAAUACCCGCUGAAGGACUCGACUUCGACUUCUAGAGGCGAAUCCUCGAAGUACGUGGUCCCUGCGUUCGGAUGGCAUCCUUGGUUUUCCCACCAAAUGUACGAUGACCUGGAGGAGGAUAUGCAUCCUAACCAGGUUGAUCAUUACAAAGCAGUCUUGACUCCGACACCCGAUGACGAGGAGUUCCUCAAGGCCCUACCCGCCCCUCGAUCGCUGCGUGAGUUUCUCCGGGAGUCAGAGGAGAGACUGGAGGAGUUUCCUUAUUCGUUGGUAGGGGAGGUGGGCCUGGAUCGCUCAUUUCGGCUGCCCCAAGGCCCAAGUGCCAUGGCCGGUGAUAUCAAGGACAAGACUGGUGGUUCGGAGGAGGACUACACUCCCGGUUCCCGCGAGGGGAGACCACUCUCUCCCUAUCGCGUCAAUAUUGAGCACCAAAAGGCGGUCUUAAAGGCUCAAUUCGAGCUUGCCGCGAAGCUACAGCGCCCACUCUCUGUGCACAGCGUCCAAGCUCAUGGCUUGGUGUUUGACCUUCUGCAAGCGAUGUGGAAAGGCCAUGAGAAGCCAUCAAAACGAGAAAGAAAGAGGGCUGUGAGCGCCCCAAGGGCUCAUCAGGACGAGGAAGAUCCCAAUGGCGCUGGUCAACAGAAGAAACUUCCCUUCCCACCCCGCGUAUGCAUGCAUUCAUAUUCUGGGCCUCCAGAUGCAUUGAAGCAAUUUCUCGGCCCUAAUGUGCCAGCGGAGAUCUACUUCUCCUUCUCGACAGCAAUUAACUUCUCAAAUGCCUCAACAACGAAGGUCACCGGCGUCAUCAAAGCGGUGCCCGACGACAGGAUUCUGAUAGAGAGCGACCUACACUGUGCUGGGGAAACAAUGGACCGGCUUCUUCUGGAAAUUAUCCACAAGGUCUGUGAGGUCAAGGGGUGGGAUCUGCGAGAAGGAGCCCAAAAGUUGAAAGCAAAUUGGGAGAAAUUCAUCUUUGGCUCCAGUGCCCGAGGCUAG